This is a messenger RNA of Spodoptera exigua (beet armyworm), 456 nucleotides long. Lineage: Eukaryota; Metazoa; Arthropoda; Insecta; Lepidoptera; Noctuidae. The record is from the annotation of a GenBank genome assembly.
AUGGUGAAGAUUAAUGAGUCUCAAGAACAGCCAGCUCGGGAAGUAAGAGAGCGUGUGGCACGUAACUGGAGAUACAGCCACCGGCCGCCCGCCCUGCCACGGGAGCCCAAAACCCUUUGUGAGUUGGAACAACUAGUUAAGAAGCAGAUUCGACUGAUGCAAAAAUUCUCACAGACAAACGAAAACGACGAAUUAAAGAUCAUGGACCUGUUAAGGCUUCAGUAUAAUUUGAAUUUCCUGAUUGUUUGUGAAAAAUGUGGGGGUACCCACAACAGUGACGAACUUGUCGCCCCAGAGAGCCAGUUCCUCUCGCUCUGCAUCAUGGCCUCGACUAAGGCCUGGUGCCACCGCCAAUCACUUCCCUGGGGACACAAAAUGACACCACUCGGGCGUUUCCUCCCGCCGGAUCUGAAACAGGAACCUACCGAAGCUGCCGUGGUGCCAGCGUGGUAUUAA